Molecule: messenger RNA, 541 nt
Organism: Dioscorea cayenensis subsp. rotundata (Guinea yam)
Lineage: Eukaryota; Viridiplantae; Streptophyta; Magnoliopsida; Dioscoreales; Dioscoreaceae
Product: GSH-induced LITAF domain protein
Exons: 3
Coding region: 70-516 (148 amino acids)
Molecular function (GO): zinc ion binding
Source: RefSeq, a predicted model, not a curated record
UUCGCCAUCGAAGAACUCAGCGAGAACUCAGCGAGAGAGAGAGAGAGAGAGAGAGAGAGAGAGAGAGCAAUGGAGAUGAAGGGAAAGGGAGAAGAGCCAGCGCUGGGAGUUCCGUACCCCUACGGCACGGCGCCUCCGGCGCAAGCCUACUAUGUCGCGGAGAACCCCUACCAGGCCGGGAUGGUACCGCCGAACGCCAUCUAUGGUGAUCCCAAAGGCAUCCCUUUGCAACAGACGAUGUAUCGCGACACGCCGGCGCCUUUCAAUUGCACCUUCUGUGGCUCCUCUGGUCUCACCACCGUCAGAUCAAAACCGAGUGUUGCAGCGGUUGUUGGUUGCAUGAUGACAUUCAUGGUUGGAUUCUGUUUCCUUUGCCCUUCCAUGGAUUGCCUUUGGCACAAAUAUCAUUACUGCCCAAAUUGUGGAGAAAAGGUUGCCAACUUUGAAAAAUCCGAUCCAUGCCUCGUUGUAGAUGUGCCUCGUUGGACCGAGCCCAGUUUUGCUGUACCUGCAUAAAAUUGUUUGUUCAACGUUUUUCUCA